Molecule: messenger RNA, 1007 nt
Organism: Echinops telfairi (small Madagascar hedgehog)
Lineage: Eukaryota; Metazoa; Chordata; Mammalia; Afrosoricida; Tenrecidae
Gene: CFL1
Product: cofilin 1
Exons: 3
Coding region: 49-501 (150 amino acids)
Biological process (GO): actin filament fragmentation; actin filament severing; cell motility
Cellular component (GO): actin cortical patch; cytoplasm; lamellipodium
Molecular function (GO): actin filament binding
Source: RefSeq, a predicted model, not a curated record
GCCUCUGGUGUGGCUGUCUCCGAUGGUGUCAUCAAGGUGUUCAAUGACAUGAAGGUGCGCAAAUCCUCGACACCGGAGGAGGUCAAGAAGCGCAAGAAGGCGGUGCUCUUCUGCCUGAGUGAGGACAAGAAGAACAUCAUCCUGGAGGAGGGCAAGGAGAUCCUGGUUGGGGAUGUGGGCCAGACUGUGGACGACCCCUACGCCACCUUUGUCAAGAUGCUGCCUGACAAGGACUGCCGCUACGCUCUGUACGACGCCACCUACGAGACCAAGGAGAGCAAGAAGGAGGACCUGGUGUUCAUCUUCUGGGCCCCCGAGUGUGCACCCCUUAAGAGCAAAAUGAUCUAUGCCAGCUCCAAGGAUGCCAUCAAGAAGAAGCUGACGGGAAUCAAACACGAAUUACAAGCAAACUGCUACGAGGAGGUUAAGGACCGCUGCACCCUGGCUGAGAAGCUGGGGGGCAGCGCCGCCGUCAUCUCCCUGGAGGGCAAGCCCUUGUGAGCCCCCUCCACCCCUGCCAGGAGUAUUCGGUAGCCCCAGACCUGCCUGGGGGGGCUGCAGGCUGCCCCCUUCCUGCCAGACCGGAGAGGCUGGGGGGACCCCAGCAGGGGGAGGGCAAUCCCUUCGCCCCAGUUGCCAAACAGCCCCCCCACCCCCUGGACCAACCCACCUCCCUCCUGACGGCUCUGGCCUUCCCAAAUGGCUUCUGAUCUUUGAUUCCUCUGUUGAAACAGACCAAGUCCCUCCCCCCACCCCCAGGAACCAUAGUUGGGGAAGGGGGCUGUAUUUUUUUUAACGACCAUUCCCCACCCCCCUUUUUCCAGGCUGCCAACUUCUAACUGCAAUAGUGAGUCUGUGCUUGUUCAUUUAGUACUGUGUGUAAGUGGAGAAUUAAGAUGACCCUCCCCGCUCCGGCUGCUCCCCCCUCCCCCCCUGGUCAUGGACAGCCACUUGUUUGGGCCUACAAGGAACCUUCAAUUAAAAAAAAAAGAAGACAAUAAAAAGGC